This is a messenger RNA of Carassius gibelio (silver crucian carp), 3408 nucleotides long. RefSeq names its product CD82 antigen. The record is from RefSeq and is a predicted model, not a curated record. The transcript is spliced from 9 exons. Gene Ontology annotation, cellular component: membrane. Lineage: Eukaryota; Metazoa; Chordata; Actinopteri; Cypriniformes; Cyprinidae. The coding region runs from base 211 to 975 and encodes 254 amino acids.
AGAGCUCUGUGGCGGAAGCUAUGGUCACCAUGGUAACCCGUGUUAAGGCAAGCCUAGCAAGGCGGUAAAGGGUUAAAAGUUUGGGGGUUUCUCUUCUCGUGCUGCAGCUAGUCCUUCUUUUUGUUCAGUCACUAGUAGCACGACAACGAACUUACUGACAGCUACUCAACGGAUCUUCCUUGCGAAUUGACACAAAAGAGAGCAGCAGUCAUGGGGAAAGGAUGUAUUACCGCCACUAAGUGCUUCCUGUUCAUGUUCAACCUCUUCUUCUUUAUUUUUGGAGCUUUAUUCUUGGGAGUUGGACUAUGGGUCAUCCUGGAUAACCAGAAUUUCAACACGGUUUUGGAAGACUCCACAAUGCUGAAAGUUGGCGCCUACAUCUUGAUUGGGAUUGGAUCUGUGUGCAUGCUUACGGGCUUCCUGGGCUGCAUCGGUGCCAUCUUUGAGGUCCGCUGCCUGCUUGGACUGGUCUUCGCCUGUCUCCUCCUCAUCCUCAUUGCCCAGGUGACGGCCGGUGUCCUUAUCUACUUCAGGCGAGAUGUGCUGAAAAAUGAGAUGUCCAUUAUUGUGAACAAAAUUCUGGUGAACUACACUGGUAAUAACAAGACAUCUGAGCAAGCCUUGGACUACAUUCAGAGAACGAUGAAGUGCUGUGGUUGGACUGGACCAUCUAACUGGACCGAGAAUGUGGCGAUAAACAGUUCUCAGAUUCAAUACCCAUGUUCCUGCACAAAUGAAUCCAUCUAUGGCACAGGAAUAAAAGAAGCAGGCCUUUGUAAAACGUUUUCCCCUCAGUUGCCUGUCUUCACUAAGGGUUGUGUAUAUAGUUUGGAGGACUGGCUCAUUGGGAACUGUGGAGUUAUUCUGGGAGUCUGUGUUGGUAUAGCAGUGAUUGAGCUUUUAGGGAUGAUCCUGUCCAUGUGCCUCUGCAAGAGUGUCCAACAGGAGGAUUACACCAAAGUGCCCAAAUACUGAGAGCAACCCCCUCUUCAUCAGAAAACAGCAGUGUUACAGCCUCUCCACACCAGCAACAUCUGGAACACUGCAGACCAGACCACAUCCCAUCACCCACAUACACACAUCCGUUCUUCACUUUCUUAGCCCCUGUAAACAUCCUGUUUAGGAUCAGCAUUUUACGAUCAGGAUAGUUGUACCUUUUUCUUUUAAAGAAACUAGUGAUCUUUUCUUGUUAGUGCUCUGCAGGGUCUGAAUAGCUUUAUAUUUGUAUAGCUACAUAUACUGUACGGUGACUGUUUCAUUUAUGGUUUUCAUUGUUAGUUGAAUCUGAGAGCACUUUAGUCAAUAGCGAGUUUGAAAUGGGAAUGAGCUAUUAGCUCAUUUAUAAAUAUUUGUAUUAACGAGAGGGGAAAAUCAACACUUGUUUUUUUUUAAAUAAUUUUUAUUGUUUUAGAAUAGUGUAUUUUCAGUUUGGUUAUGUGUAUAUAAAUUCUUCAGUGAGGUUUAUAAUUACUGAAUAACUAUGUCCUAGUUAUGACAGCACUUGAUGGCUUUUCUGCAUGCAUGCGAAGUGUUAUUAUCCGGGGCUGGGUCACUCCGGGCGGAGACAGGUGCAGUGUGGGUAAAGAUGGAAUGUGUAUGUGGAUUUAGGUUGGGUGCAUAUCCCACAGAUCCAUCUGCUGUGCUGGUGUAAGUACAAAAAAACUGUUCAAGUAUGUCCCUAACAGGCAUUAGAUACAGAUCCUGCUGACUAGCUUCAGCUGUAGCCUGCAGCACCACAGCAAAAUCUUUCUGAUACUGACCCAUUUCAGCUGACCCAAAACAGGUCUGCGGGAUGAAGUUGUGCAAGGCUUUCUCAUAUCUUUGCAUUUCUUCUUUUUAAGAUUUUUGUGUCUACGGUUUUAUUAUUUUGAGUGAAGCCGAUGCAGACAAUGUCAGAUUUUGGGUUUAGUAAGCCUGGUGUUGUUCACCUCAGCAGUUGUUCUCUGGCGUUUAGUCUAGGGAUGAAAUGGCAUGACAAUUUCUUUUCACGAUUAUACUGACCAAAAUUAUCAUUAUUAUCAUGGUAUUGUUAAAAUGUGCUGGAGAUGUUCAAAAAGUACCGACACAUAACUCACUUCACCAACAAAGUCAACAAACAACAAAUAAAAUUAAUUUUUGUUUGCAUAAUCACUUAAACAAUAACAUUGCCAAUGAUGUUUGGAUUUUAAAAAUGACAACUUGAUUGACAACAGUUUAAUAGCAUGUUCAAAUAUCUAAUGUAAAUGUUCAAAUAAAGCUUUCAUAAAAAGUAAAACCUUACAUUUCAUUUUACAUAAGUGAUCAUUAUGUGAAUUUUAGCAGUUCCAUAAAUAAUUCUUGAUAACUUAUUAGAAUUGUUUAAAUGUGUAGAAUCCACAUAAGUUUUUUCUUUUCUUUUCUUCUCAUCAACAGAUUAAAAUUUACAGCACGGCAUGCAAAUUCAGUCAGUUCAGUCAGAAACUGCACACAGACUGAUUAUAAAUGUAAGUCUUUGUAAAUCCACUCUCUGACAGCAGGUGGCGCUUAUGGAAAAGCAGCUGUCAAAAUUACAGCUGUUUCACAAACUCAGCGGACAAAGCAGUAUUGCGAUUAAGAACACUUCCUCUAUUUAUUACAUAGAGCAAAGAUGGAAACAAAAUGCCAUUGAAUUCAUAUAAUUAAUUCAUUCAUAUAUUCGUUUGUAUAAUUGUGACUGUUUUCACUCAAAACGAAACUGCGUGCUGUGUGCACGCGAGAUUGUAGCCUACUGAAAACUGUGUUUUAUGCUGGGCAGUAUUUAUUUAUUGUGAGUUGUUCAAAUCGCGGUAAUUGAAUAUGGUUUCAACGAUAAUUCAAAUAUGAAAUAGUAAUACUAACCGUGGGGAAUUUUAUCAUGAUUUAUCGUCAAACCGCUAAUCGUGACAUCCCUACUCCGUGUUGGUGCUGUGGAAGUGUUAGUUCAGAACAGAGAAGAUACAGUAAGAGGAAACAAUGUCCCGGUCCCUAAGGCUAUUUCCAAACACGUUUUUUACUUUUAGACAAAUCUUUCUAGCUUGGUCUUUUAAAAUAAACUGCUAGUUGUAUUGUAAUGUGAUAGAUCUAGAAGUGAUGGAGAAAUGAAUUAUUCCUCUUUAUGAUUUUUUUUUCAUAUUUUAAGAUUUAUUAACACUUUUUCUUAAGUGUCUUAUUUUUUGUAUUCUGUCAAGAAGCUGUCUCCUAGAACUCUAGUUUACAUACUGAAAUGCAUUAUUUUUUUUCUAAUUUUAUAUUUGGAUAACUGUAUUUCUGAGGUAAAGUAACGAUGAAGGGCUUUUUGUCUACAUUCCUUAUACAAUAUUUUCUGUUAAAUUGGGAUGGCAUGUUUAUAUAGGGAGUUCUUCCCGGUGCUUUAGUACAAAACAAUGCAUAUAGAAUGGUUAUGAGCAGGAUUAAAACAAAACUUUGACACAA